Molecule: messenger RNA, 1137 nt
Organism: Vicia villosa (hairy vetch)
Lineage: Eukaryota; Viridiplantae; Streptophyta; Magnoliopsida; Fabales; Fabaceae
Exons: 2
Coding region: 142-1137 (331 amino acids)
Molecular function (GO): protein dimerization activity
Source: RefSeq, a predicted model, not a curated record
UAUUAUAUUCUCAUAUAAUAAAUUAUUUAUUAAGAAAUCUAUUUAUGUAUUGAUAUGUUUUGUUAUAUUACCUAGCUAACACUUUUUAGAGAAAAGAGUGAAACGUUUGGUACACCUCUAGCUCAAAAAUCUUGGUCUAAGAUGGAUGCAGCUCAAUGGUGGGAAUAUCAUGGUUCAUGUGCUCCUGAACUUCAACAUUUGGCUAUGAUAGUUCUCAGUCAAACAACCUCUGCCACAAAUUGUGAGAGAAAUUGGAGUACAUUUAGCUAUAUUCACACAAAGACAAGAAAUAGAUUGAAGUACAAAAAAUUGCAUAAGCUUGUCUUCACACAUUACAACAUGAAGUUGAGAAUGAGAGAUAAAUUAAGGAAGAGCCGGGAAGAAAUAGAAGCAAGUUUUGAUCCGAUAAAUCUUGACUGUAUAUUUCAAGAAGAUCCGUUAUCUCAAUGGAUAGAAGAGAGGGAAAAUCCAUUAUUGGAUGGAGUUCAAAAUGCAGAAUGGUUACCAAUAGUUGAUACAGAUGAUGAAAAUGUUGAUGAUAAUAGUGAAUCUAAUGAUAGUGGUGGCUUAAGUCCACCAAGCGGUAAUAGUGGUGAUGGGGGUGGUAAUGAAGUGGAUAACGAAGGUGAAAAUGAAGGUGGAAGUGGGGGUGGUGAUGAUGAAGGAGAAGAUGAAGAGCAAUUACAACUUGAUCCAUAUCAUGAAAUACCACCUGGUUAUAGGCGUUAUAGGAACUUGAAUGAUAUAGAUCGUUCUGACAACUCACUACUUGACACGAGAGGAAAUGUGUCACAAUCUGGAAGAAAAGGGAAAAGAAAAAAAAAUGCUCCACUUGAAGAUUCCUCCUCUUCUAGUAUUGCUCAUAGUUUUAGUGAUUUUGGGAUUGGUGAUUCUUCACAAAGUAGUCAACAAUCGUAUCCUCCUGUUUAUCAGUAUCCUUAUUUCAACUCCUAUAACCAAUAUCCUAGUGAUCAAGCUCCUUCGUACUACCAACAAUCAAUGAAUUAUCACAAUCCUUAUCAUCAACAAUCAAAUGGUAGUUUUUUUGGUUAUGUCUUUGGACAAGAAGCUACACAAGAUGAUAGUCAGAGUGAAAGUACAAGUUAUGCUCCUUCACGUCAUUCCACUAUGUGGUAG